Molecule: messenger RNA, 1470 nt
Organism: Rhinocladiella mackenziei CBS 650.93
Lineage: Eukaryota; Fungi; Ascomycota; Eurotiomycetes; Chaetothyriales; Herpotrichiellaceae
Product: tryptophan-tRNA ligase
Exons: 1
Coding region: 1-1470 (489 amino acids)
Biological process (GO): tryptophanyl-tRNA aminoacylation
Cellular component (GO): cytoplasm
Molecular function (GO): tryptophan-tRNA ligase activity; ATP binding
Source: RefSeq, a predicted model, not a curated record
AUGGCGACCUUCAACGACGCGAAGUCCCCUCUGCCAGCGGAUGAACCCGGCCAACCUCCCAGCCUUAGCACCAGCACCCUACCCCAGAAAACACCCUCGCAGAGCACUGAGCAGCGUAUUACGCCCUUCGAAGUCUCCGGUGGUGUGGACGGCAGCGGAAAAUUACUCCCGGUUGACUAUGAGAAACUCACCAGGGAAUUCGGCGCGACGCCAAUCACACCCCAACUACUAGAAAGAUUUGAGAAAGUUACAGGGAAGAAGGCACAUAGAUUUAUGCGGAGAGGGAUUGUUUUCUCACACCGAGAACUGGAAAAGAUCCUGGACCGAUAUGAAAAAGGAGAGCCCUUCUAUCUCUAUACUGGCCGAGGGCCUAGCAGCGACCACAUGCAUGUUGGGCAUUCCGUCCCUUUCGAGUUCACAAAGUACCUUCAAGAUGUCUUUGACUGCCCACUAGUCAUCAUGUUGACAGACGAUGAGAAAUUCAUGCACUCGCAAAAGAUCACGAUUGAAGACUCGAAGCGUUACGCCAAAGAAAACGCAAAAGACAUCAUUGGGAUCGGCUUCGACCCGGCCAAAACAUUCAUAUUUUCCGACUUCGGCUACAUGGGCGGGGCAUUUUACGAGAAUGUAUGUGCGAUGGCUAAACGGAUCACGAUCAAUCAGAUUAAAGGCACCUUCGGCUUCAACGACAGCAACAACAUUGGCGAAUUCCAUUUUUGUGCCACACAAUCUGCGACCGCGUUUGCGACAUCCUUCCCCCAUAUUUUCGGCGACAACCUUUCGAAAGUCCGCUCGAUCCCGUGCUUAAUCCCUUGUGCCAUUGACCAAGACCCGUAUUUCCGCCAAUGUCGCGACAAUGCAGAGAAGAUGAAAUUCAAAAAGCCUUCGUUGAUUCAUUCUAUUUUCCUUCCCGCCCUGCAAGGACCCGGGUCCAAGAUGUCUGCAAGCAUUGACUCGUCGGCCAUCUUCCUCACGGACACCCCGAAUCAGAUUAAGAAUAAGAUCAACCGCUAUGCCUUCUCUGGAGGACAAGACACCGCUGAGAAGCAACGUGAACUAGGGGGUAAUACGAAAGUGGACGUUCCAUUCCAGUACCUGACAUUUUUCAUGGAAGAUGAUGAGGAAUUGGCUCGAAUCAAGAACGCAUACGAAUCCGGUGAGAUGAUGACGGGCGAGAUCAAGCAAAUCUGCAUCAAAUAUUUGCAAGAGUAUGUCGCUGCUUUUCAGACGCGGAGAAAAGCAGUUACCGAGGAGGUCCGGGACGAGUUUUUCAAGCUGAAACCGCUGGUGUACAAGGGAAAUCCGCACCCCGUCAAAGUUGAAAAGAAGGAUGGCUCUACUGAAAAGAAAGGGGAAAGGAAGAAAGAAAAGGAAGUCGCAAAACACGAGAGUCAGGAGGGGUCGGAUAAAGCUCCCAAUGGAGAGGUCGUGGGGCACUUUAAGAAAAUGAGUAUUAGUAAGGCCGAAUGA